This is a messenger RNA of Trypanosoma theileri, 885 nucleotides long. RefSeq lists its product as uncharacterized. Lineage: Eukaryota; Euglenozoa; Kinetoplastea; Trypanosomatida; Trypanosomatidae. The coding region runs from base 1 to 885 and encodes 294 amino acids. The transcript has a single exon. The record is from RefSeq and is a predicted model, not a curated record.
AUGGAAGCUGAAGAUGUAGUGGAGGUACUGCAGGAUCCGUCCAUGUAUACCAGAUCUAUCCAUAAAGAGAAUGGAGCUCGCUGGGUGCGUGGUCUCACUCCUGUGGAUGCUGAGGUAGAAAGGCAAGAACAAAGAGAUUAUAGAAGCGCAAUAAGAAGAAGAUUCUCUAUGUUUAAAUUUAACUCCCUGAUGGAACACUGGUUGCGCUUACCGAUUCUACUUGGUGUACUUUCCUUUAUUUCUACUGCAUUUUAUAUUGCCACAUGGACUGAAGUUUUCGCAAUAAACUUUCCCCCUAAUGAGGAAGAAUUAUGGGUAUCUGCUGCGAGACCACAGGAGAAACUCGAAAUGUUCCUUUACAAACUCUGGUACAUGUGGGGAGUUUCUUUUCUUCAAGCAUUGUUUAGUCUAACACUUUCAUGGUCUAUUGGUACUGCUGCUCGUCACUUUUCAGCCCUUUGUGGAGUAGGAAUUUCGUUAUUAUCUCUUAUGGCAAUUAUGGGUCAACUCCUAAUGUUAUGGUUAGCCUGUGGUAUUUCACCGUUAAGUAAAAGGAAUGAAUGUAAUAUUCCAUUUACCUUAUACUGGACGUUUAGUGUCGGUCGUACAGUUGGUCCAUUACUUGCUUUGUGGUGUAUAGCUCCUGUCUUAGACAUUAUGCAGGGGAACCGCUUUUAUUGGAAAAUUUUGCUAGGUGUACCUGUUUUUGUGUACAUUGUUGGAGUAACAUUAUUAGUAGUGGACGAGUCCUCAUCAGAAAGGGGUUACCUCGUGUAUUGGUGUUGUUGUUGUGCCGCACUUGUGAGUUGGGUUCCGCUGAUAGUUUCGUGUAUUAAACAGAGGUGGUUUCAAGUGGUAUUUACUCCAAAACGACACAAAGAGUAA